Molecule: messenger RNA, 2179 nt
Organism: Ziziphus jujuba (common jujube)
Lineage: Eukaryota; Viridiplantae; Streptophyta; Magnoliopsida; Rosales; Rhamnaceae
Exons: 15
Coding region: 247-1485 (412 amino acids)
Cellular component (GO): cytosol
Molecular function (GO): tRNA-guanosine(34) queuine transglycosylase activity
Source: RefSeq, a predicted model, not a curated record
AAAAAAAAAACAAAACAAAAAGAGGAAGAAAAUUCUUCACUAGACCGCGGGAUUCCAGGAAUGGAAAGGUAACGGGAAGAAAGAAAGAAGUAGGACUUGGGACGCGUAGCCGGCACUAAUACCCAGCCGCUACCAAACACGACUUCUUCGAUCACUCUUUGCUCUUCCUUUUGCUUCCCACGGCGUCGUUUUCCCUCGUUUGCCCUUCCUCUUCCUCGUCCUCUGAUUAUCUUUAACCGAGGCAGAAUGGCUCUUCGUUUUGAGGUUCUGGGGAGGUUUAAUCGUGCUCGUGCAGCGAAUCUCACACUGCCUCACUUUUUGUGUCAGACACCUCUUUUCAUGCCCGUUGGAACUCAAGGGACAAUAAAGGGGUUAACAACCAACCAGCUUGAGGAGAUCGGUUGCCAGAUAAUACUUGGGAACACAUAUCAUUUGGCACUUCGUCCUACUUCCGAGCUUAUUGAUGAAUUAGGGGGUCUGCACAAAUUUAUGAACUGGCCAAGAGCAUUGCUUACUGACUCCGGUGGCUUUCAGAUGGUAUCAUUAUUGCAUUUAGCUGAUAUCACUGAAAAGGGUGUAACGUUUCAGUCGCCAGUUGAUGGAAAACCAAUGCUCUUGACGCCUGAGGAAUCGAUUCAAAUCCAAAACAGAAUUGGAGCAGAUAUUAUAAUGGCUCUUGAUGAUGUAGUCAAAACCACCAUUACUGGUCCAAGAAUUGAGGAGGCCAUGUAUCGCACUCUACGAUGGAUAGACAGAUGUAUAGCAGCUCACAAGAGGCCAAAUGAGCAAAACUUAUUUGGUAUUGUACAAGGUGGUUUGGAUCCUGUAUUGAGAGAUAUUUGUGUUAGAGGCUUGGUAGAUCGGAAUUUGCCCGGCUAUGCCAUUGGUGGUCUUGCAGGUGGUGAAGAUAAAGAUUCAUUUUGGCGUGUUGUUGCCCAGUGCACUGCUGCAUUACCUGAGGAUAAACCACGAUAUGUUAUGGGUGUUGGUUAUCCACUGGAUAUUGUAGUUUGCAGCGCCUUGGGUGCUGACAUGUACGACUGUGUUUAUCCAACCCGUACAGCUCGCUUUGGCACAGCUCUUGUAACAGAGGGAGUAUUGAAACUAAAACACAAUGUGAUGGCUGAUGAUACUCGCCCAAUUGAUCCUACGUGUGCUUGUAUGGUGUGCAAAAAUUAUACUAGAGCCUACAUUCAUUGCCUUGUUACAAAAGAUGCUAUGGGCUCUCAGCUUCUAUCAUAUCACAACCUGUUUUACAUGAUGAAGCUUAGCAGAGACUUACACUCCUCAAUAAUCGAAGGAAGAUUUCCACAGUUCGUGUGCGAUUUUCUGCGGAAGAUGGUAGUCCUUUAUGCCUUUUUCUCUCUUUGUCACAUUCACCAUGUGAUAAGUGUAGUUACGGGCAUCUUUGUUUACUUGAGGGAGCUGAGUUGUUGGGGUCAGGGGAUGAGUGGUUCCAUGAUUGUGUUUGUCAGUAUUCGGUAGAUUGGAAUGACCUCUUUUCCUUGGUUAAUAUAUUAGUAAAUGCGUCUAAUUUUUAAGCUAUUUGAGUAACAUUAAUUUUAAAGGAGAAAUAGAUUUCUGUGUUGAAUGAACUGUUCUGAAAUUUGUUUAUAACUUUGGUGUCCUUGUGUUGGACAAGUUGUCCUCUCCAUCACAUCUGAAAUGGUACAUAUGAAUUUAAUAUCGUUUGCCAAAUUUAUAUUUUAUAUGCCUGUUCAUUUGCAUAAUUGUUGAAACAGAAACUUGGUAAAACUUUUGCCAUAAAGUUUUUGAACUUUCUAAUCUUCUUGUUGCCUUGUAGUUCCCUAAAGGCGAUGUCCCUGAAUGGGUCUGCAAUGCCAUGGAGGUUGCUGGAAUUGAUAUAUCUUCAUGCUGUGCUCCAUUUAUUUCAUCCCAAGAGUAAAGUUAGAUAAUAACACUGGAUACAGAAAUGUAAUGUAGCUAAUACAAAGUUUUACGAGGUGGUUUACACGGAACAGGUAUCAGAUAUCGACGGUAGGUAACAGCUUAGGCAGCAUAAAUUUUGUAGUCCAUAUGCUGCUCAAUUAUUACACUGAGGAUGAUUUUGCCCUCAAAUUUUGUUUGUGUUGAUUGAUUUGCCAUUACAAGAUAAGAUUUUGUAAUUCAUUGCAUUGGAAUCAAGAUUCCCUUUCAAUUUUAUUCCGACUUCGUUGUU